CUGAUACUCUUGUUGCUGUUCUUGCUUCCUCAAUCCAUAUUCCCCUGUAUUUCUACUGUAUCUAUACGUAGAAUUCCUACUUCUCUUGCUCUGUUUCAAAGGAUUCGUUAAUUUCUCUGGAUAUAAUAACCACCACGCAAGAAUGUCCGGCGUGUCCCUCGCCGCAUCUCCGCCGUCGGGCAACCAGCAGCAGCAGGCGGCGACACCAGCGUUAGGUGGAGUGAUGGGCUCCCUCCGCGUAAUCGAAUUGCAGCUAGUGGCUUUCAUCAUGGUGUUUUCAGCCAGCGGCCUUGUCCCCCUCGUCGACCUCCUCUUCCCGGCGUUCGCCUCCGCCUACGUCCUUAUGCUUUCCAGGUUUGUGUUUCCGUCGCUGGGAAAGAUCAGCAAUGAGUCCCCGGAGAUAUUCCAGGGCAGCAGGGUGUUCAGACUGUACGUGGUGGUCGGCACCGCCGUGGGGCUGUUCUUGCCGUUGGCGUACGUGUUGGGCGGAUUCGCGAGAGGGGACGACCACGCCGUGCGGUCGGCGACGCCGCAUCUCUUCCUGCUGUCGUUUCAGAUCCUGACGGAGAACAUAAUUAGUGGGCUGUCGCUGUUUUCGCCGCCGGUGAGAGCCCUGGUGCCGUUGCUUUAUACAGUUCGUAGGAUUUUCGUGAUUCUUGAUUGGACGAAGGAUGUGUGGAUCAACAAAACCUUGCCUGCGAAUGCUCAACUGCCUGAUGUAUGCUGGUAUUGGUUCGGAAGGAGUCUGGCGGUCGCAAAUCUGGCUUAUUUCGCUGUGAAUAUGUUGUGUUUCUUAAUUCCUCGAUUCCUCCCAAGGGCGUUCGAGAGGUAUUUCAGGGAAAGGGACGAACUGCACUUGAAGAUGGCCGAAGACAAGCGUUCAUCAUCGGCAGCUUUCAGCAACUCUCAAACUUCAGAUAAAAAGGUUGACUGAUGUGAUGAGUGGAACAUGGCAUGGUCUCUCUUUUGAGUUCACUUGUGAGUUGUUUUGUGAUAGUCUCUUACCACCUAGAAUUAAUUGUCUUGUGACUUUGCUCUCAUAAAUUUGCAAAUGAUAUAUUGAUCGUGCAGGAGCUCAGUUUCUGUCAUGGGUUGUACUAACUAAUUGCUUGGACAAUUAGUAGGAUCAAGAUAAAUUCUGAUUGUACUUGUUACGAGGAUUCUUACACAAGUCAGGUCAGAUUGAACCUAGCUAAUCUAUCACAUCAGUUUGAACAUAAUCAAUCACGCAACAUAUGUUAUGUGUUUGUUGGAUCUUCCUGACCUAGAUAGUAAAUUGGAUCGAAUCAGAUUUCUCGUUAUAAUCAUUUCAAGUCUGGUAAAAAAUUCGGUGUGGAUAGGUAUAUGGAUUCUGAAUUGUUAUGGCUUUGGAAUCAAAUUUCAUUGUUAGAAUUAGUACAUAAAUCGCAGGGUGGGUUUUGUCGUAUCAUGUUUCCAUCACGCCCAAAGUCUAAUGCUUUUUCAAUAGUGUGCUACCAGCAGAAGAGGUGGAGGGUUGCCGCAAUGGUGCAAGAUCCCGUCGAGUAGUGAUUGAUUUAUUUAGUGAAAAGUCUCGUACUUCCGGCCUUUUUGUCAAUACGUGCAAUGCAUGAGAUUUUGAUUUUUAGUUUUUCUUCAUUCUCAUUUGGUCAAAAUUCUUAUUUCGACGUAAAAAACUCCACCGUCAAACAAAAGAAAUGU
Molecule: messenger RNA, 1680 nt
Organism: Sesamum indicum (sesame)
Lineage: Eukaryota; Viridiplantae; Streptophyta; Magnoliopsida; Lamiales; Pedaliaceae
Source: RefSeq, a predicted model, not a curated record